UCUCCUAAACUCACUGGGAUGAUCAAGUAUUCAAGCUGGAUCUGCUUGUGGGCUGUCCCAGCAGCAGCACUAGCCUACAGCAGCGGCUCAGGAAGUGAGAAAUCUGAGAACUUCUUCUGCUGUCGUUUUCAAAGCUGGGGAACUAGAGCAAGUACAGGACUUGGAAACAAGUUUGACUUCGGAAAAACUUAUACACCGACACACGCCCAGUCAGCGGAGACACAGAGGCGGCACGAGGGGAGAGGAAGAAGAAGAAGAAGAAGAAUAUGGAAGCACUGCGAGUUGUACUGCAGAAGUACCCCACCCUGUCUGUGCUUGGGUUUGCUGUAGCUUUCAGGCUGGUGCACAGGUUGCUUAGGGACUUGCCUAUUCCAAGGCAUGUAGAACAAGACAAAGUGAAAGCCUGGAGAUGGAGGAACCUGACUGUGUCUCUGGUGCAUUCCUUACUGACCGGACCCUGGGCUUUGCUAUGCGUCUUUUCAUCUCCAGAGAUGAUAUCUCAGAUCUACUCGUCCUACACCACAGUGGACUACCUGCUGGUGUGCAUCUCGUCAGGGUAUUUCGUCCAGGAUGCAGCUGACAUCAUCCUCAGCGGCCAGUCGAAGGCAUCUUGGGAGUUCUUGGUGCAUCACGUUAUGGUGCUCCUGUGCUUCAUGUACGCAAUCUACUCUCACCACUACGUGGGCGGCACGGUCAUCGCCCUGCUGGUGGAGGUGAACAGCGUCUUCCUGCACACGCGGCUGCUGCUCAAGCUGGCCAGCGCCCAGGACUCGGGGCUCUACCGCGUCAACAAGUACUUCAACCUGGUCACCUACGUCACGUUCCGCCUCAGCACGCAGUUCUACCUCACGUGGUACAUCGUGCAGCACUUCCACGCCCUGGACCACGCCGGCUUCUUCCUCUUUGCCAUGGUGUUCAUGGACGGCAUGAUCCUCGUUUACUUCCAGCGCCUCGUCCACACCGACUUCCUGCGUCCCCAGAGACGCGCCGCGCACUGCAAGGACAGCGCAGCCAUCAACAACGGCGCCAAGUUCGUGUACGACUGAAGAACUCCCCUUGACCUCAGGAAUACCCCAGACCUGCAAUAUCUGUGCCCUAUGCCUGACGCAUCGGCUAAGGUUGUGUUUCCAGCAGUACACUACGCUCUGGUGCCUUUUUAAAGGACGCUAACCACUGUAGCAAAUGAACACCCCCAUUGACCUGCAAAAUACCCGUUUCUGAUGCCAUUCCCAGGACCAAGUGUUACCAGCACUGAAGACACGUCACAUUAUUUCAAGUAGCUUUAGUCUAGAUAGAAAAAGACUAAACUAUACAGUAUUGCCAUUUAAAACAGUAGAGUGAAAGUAAGUUACAAAGCACACAGGACAACAGAUGCAUGGAAUAGUACAGGGGUGGCAAUAAGACUCCCAUUGCACAGCUGUUUGAUCCACUUCUGGUUUUACUAGGAGUUUAGUAAGACACACUGAGG
Molecule: messenger RNA, 1468 nt
Organism: Polyodon spathula (Mississippi paddlefish)
Lineage: Eukaryota; Metazoa; Chordata; Actinopteri; Acipenseriformes; Polyodontidae
Gene: tlcd1
Product: TLC domain containing 1
Exons: 4
Coding region: 267-1046 (259 amino acids)
Biological process (GO): membrane assembly; phospholipid homeostasis; regulation of membrane lipid distribution
Cellular component (GO): plasma membrane
Source: RefSeq, a predicted model, not a curated record